AUGAAUAAAAAUUUGAGUUGCCUGUCCGCCUUGCUCGUCUCUGCCGUCCUCCUGCUCAACCUCCCCCCGGGUUGGUGCGGCUGCUACAAGCGCAUCUUCAGCUUCGGCGACUCCAUCAUCGACACCGGCAACUUCGUCCACAUGUCCGGCAACGGCUCGUCCCGGUACAAGGAGCUCCCCUACGGAAUGACGUUCUUCAAGAACGCGACCGGCCGCAUCUGCGACGGGCGUGUCCUCGUUGAUUUCUACGCGCAAGCGUUCCAGCUGCCGAUGAUACCGCCGAACCUGCCGGAGCAGGACUCGGGGCGCUUCCCGAACGGCGCCAACUUCGCCGUGGCCGGCGCCACGGCGAUGCCCCCGGCCUACUACCGCAGGUGGAACCACAGCGUGCCGAUGCCGCACAGCCUGGGCGUGCAGAUCGGCUGGUUCAAGGAAAUGCUGCAACGCCUAGCUCCCGGGGACGACGACGGUGCUAAGAUCAGGCAGCUUCUGAACGAGUCUCUGAUCGUGCUGGGCGAGAUCGGCGGCAACGACUACAACUUCUGGUUCUGGUUCGGCGAUGCCGCCAAGCCUCGCGAGCAAGCGAACCAGUUCAUCCCGGACAUCGUCGCGUACAUAGGCUCCUCCGUCCAGGAGCUCAUCGGCCUGGGCGCGAGGUCGAUCUUGAUCCCGAACAACUUCCCCAUCGGCUGCGUGCCGUCGUACCUGAGCAUGUUCUCCGGCAGCAGCAACCCCGCGGACCUCGACGAGCACCGGUGCCUCCGGUGGUUCAACGACUUCUCCACGCGCCACAACCAGGCGCUGCGCGGCGAGGUCGGCCGGCUCAAGGCGCGGAACCCCGGCGCGAAGCUCAUCUACGCCGACUACUACGGCGCCGCCAUGGAGCUCGUCAAGCACCCGGGCAGGUUCGGGAUCGGCAAUCCCCUGGUCGCGUGCUGCGGCGGCGGUGGACCGUACCACACGGGCGCGGCGUGCGCCAGGACGGCCAAGGUCUGGGGCGACCCGAGCGGCUUCGCCAACUGGGAUGGCGUGCACAUGACGGAGAAGGCGUACCAGGUCAUCGCCCAGGGAGUGCUCAACGGCACGUUCGCCGACCCGCCAUUGCUGAGUUGCUAG
This is a messenger RNA of Panicum hallii, 1116 nucleotides long. RefSeq names its product GDSL esterase/lipase At1g28600-like. The record is from RefSeq and is a predicted model, not a curated record. The transcript is spliced from 4 exons. Gene Ontology annotation, molecular function: hydrolase activity, acting on ester bonds. Lineage: Eukaryota; Viridiplantae; Streptophyta; Magnoliopsida; Poales; Poaceae. The coding region runs from base 1 to 1116 and encodes 371 amino acids.